AUGAUUGGCUCCUGACUUUCCCGAUGCAUGGGGCCUUGACUCACCAAAUUCAUUGUUUUGGUUAUCAUCAGGCCGCCACCUGGGUCUGCAUGAAAUGUGCAGAUAUUGUAAAAUUUACGUUUCGUUAGCUUAGGAAGAUGCAGGACAAGUAAAUAAGUAAUUAUUUAAUCGUUGUGAAUGUGAGAUCAUACACGUACAUGAUGUCAGACUUUAAGAGUGAUACGUAGCACGUUCAACGAGUGAGACCAAGCUAAAAAAGCAACAAUGAGUCAAUAUAAAAAAAUAUAGCAAGCAAAACCAUCCAGGAUGACAGAUGACAAUGAAACAAUCAGCAGUCUAAAGCUGGAGUCAGAACUUGGAGGAAGUGCAGGAGGGGGAUGCAUCAGUUGUCCCAUCUUGCGGAAGAGACUCCAGACAUGCCGCGAGUGGGUGAAGUUUUACCAUGUAAAGCUUGAACAGCAAGACAAACUCCUUCGCAUUGCGGCAGAUUACGAUAGAGUAAAACAGCAAAAUGUGGAGCUGCAACUGGCCUAUGACCAAAGAACUCGAGAGGCUUCUUAUAUGCGUGAACAGAUGGCAAACUUGUUACUUGAAAUCCAGCCACUAAGGAAAAAGAUUAGCACUUUAGAAAAUGACUUAGAAGAUGAGAAGAAAUUGACAGAGGCUGCAGAAAACCAAGUGCUUAGUUUGAGACACACACAGGAUCAGCAAAAGCACCAGAUAGAUGCCUUGAAAGCUAAAGUUGACUUAAAUCUCAUUGAAGUCCUGGAAAGGAAACUGAACACAGCUCGCAGUGAGAUUAAACGUUUGAGAUGCUCCCUGGAUGACAAGUCUUGUGAGGUGAGUGAGCUGAAGGAGUUCCUGCAGGACCGGCGUGAUCACUUCCUCCGCAACCAGAAGAAGACGGCCUGGAGUCUGCGCCUGGCAUGGAAGUAUGGCUCUCACCUCACUGGCCUUGACCAAGAUCCAGGACUUUGGGAACUUCUUAGGAGAACAUGUUCAGUCCUUGCGUCGGAUCAUCAGGUACUGUUGGUGGGAGCAUGUUUCCAACCAGUGGUUGCACCAUGA
Messenger RNA from Penaeus vannamei (Pacific white shrimp), 1068 nucleotides. The record is from RefSeq and is a predicted model, not a curated record. Lineage: Eukaryota; Metazoa; Arthropoda; Malacostraca; Decapoda; Penaeidae.